AUGCAAAAUUCGGUGCCUAGAAAGACUCCCCUUCGAGGAGAAGGAGCGGGAAGUGCCAUUUUCGGGCAGGACACCACAAACUCUACUGUUGACUUCAUAGCAAACUCUGGAACCUGCAAGACGACUUCGGGUGUAAAUCAAUAUUCUGGCUAUUUCUCAGUGGGAAAAAACCCCCCGAGCGUUGUGUCCUUAGCAGUCUGGCUCAACGGCGGUCCAGGACGCUCUUCAUUGUAUGAUUUUGGCCCCUGUCAAUGCUACAACGGCUCAAGCACGCUCACCCUCAACCCAUACAGCUGGAACGAGUACGCAAAUAUGCUGUAUAUAGACCAACCCAUCGGGGCAGGCUUCUCCUACAAAUAUGGAUCUUCUCAACGGAAUGCAGGCGUCAAAUCGAAAUUCGCAUCUUAUUUUCUCUCUCAAAACACCGCAAUCGAGGUGGGCGAUGUUAUAGAAGAGAAGAUCGAGCUCGUAGCGCUCGGAAUCAAUAACGGUCUGAUAGAAUUCGCAUAUAGAACAAACUGGGACGAAUACGACAUUCGUCAAAGUGGAGGCGGUCUAUACCCACCAUCGACAUAUGAGAACUACCUUUCCGACCCGGCAAUUAUGAAAGCCAUCGGUGCCAGCCUGCCAGGGGGGAGUCGGGUGUGCUGCGUGCAAACAGUGCUUUGGCAUGGGGAUUCAGAUGCUGUUUGCGAUUGGUUUGGUGGUCUUGCUAUCGCUGAGAAUAUCACGUUCUCUGGUAGUGAAGAGUUAAAAAGUAAGGAAGGGAGGAACCAUACAGUCGAUGGUGUGGUGGGUGGCACUUUUAAGGCUGUGGAUAAUCUGAGUUGGUUGAGAGUAUUCCAAUCUGGUCAUGAAGUCCCUAACUAUCAACCCGAAUUGGCGCUGCAAGUCUUUAAACAGACUAUGCAGAAGAAGGGGUUAUACAAUACAUGA
Molecule: messenger RNA, 936 nt
Organism: Hyaloscypha bicolor E
Lineage: Eukaryota; Fungi; Ascomycota; Leotiomycetes; Helotiales; Hyaloscyphaceae
Product: alpha/beta-hydrolase
Exons: 9
Coding region: 1-936 (311 amino acids)
Biological process (GO): proteolysis
Molecular function (GO): serine-type carboxypeptidase activity
Source: RefSeq, a predicted model, not a curated record